This is a messenger RNA of Erinaceus europaeus (western European hedgehog), 5043 nucleotides long. RefSeq names its product solute carrier family 26 member 9 (gene SLC26A9). Lineage: Eukaryota; Metazoa; Chordata; Mammalia; Eulipotyphla; Erinaceidae. The record is from RefSeq and is a predicted model, not a curated record. The transcript is spliced from 22 exons. The coding region runs from base 445 to 2937 and encodes 830 amino acids. Gene Ontology annotation, molecular function: oxalate transmembrane transporter activity; chloride transmembrane transporter activity; sulfate transmembrane transporter activity. Gene Ontology annotation, biological process: transmembrane transport. Gene Ontology annotation, cellular component: membrane.
CAUCUCUCUCCUCUUCCUCCUUCUUCCUCUGAGGUUGGGGAGUGGAGUUCUCCCUACUCUGGAAAGCAGGGAACAGGAGCAGGGAGCAGUGGCUGCAGAAGCAAAGGGGAAGGUUCCAGCAGGGAACUCCUCUGGGCCUCAGGGGCCCUGGCACUUCACUCAGCCCAGCUCAGCUCCUGGAACACCAGCGAGGUUGCGCAAAAGGCGAGGAGGAGAGAAACAGCAGUACACAAGGGUGGAGGAAAGGUUAGACACAGGAAGCCGUGGGAGAGGCAGCGUGGCAGACCAUCCCGAUUGCCCCAGACACUCCAUUGUCUCCUGGGGAGACCUGUCGGUGAGGUCCUCGGCUUCUCAAUCAAGAAGGGGCUUCCUGAGUUCCUCUUGGCCAUCCCCCCACCCUCAGGCAGGCUAUUUCCUCUGUUUUCUUCCCAGCUGACUGGCCAAAUGGUGUGGAGUGCCAGCCACGUGCUGGGCGCCAAGCAAAACAGCCAGAGUGAGUGUGUGCAUCAUCAGCGCCUAGGAAGGAAGGCCACCAAAAGAAAGCUCAUAAAUGCCCCAGACAUGAGCCAGCCCAGGCCCCGCUACUUGGUGGACCGAGCCGCAUACACUCUCACCCUCUUUGAUGAUGAGUUUGAGAAGAAGGACCGGACAUAUCCACUGGGAGAGAAACUCCGCAAUGCCUUCAGAUGUUCAUCAGCCAAGAUCAAAGCUGGGGUGUUUGGGCUACUGCCAGUGCUCUCCUGGCUCCCCAAGUACAAGAUUAAAGACUACAUGGUCCCUGACCUGCUUGGUGGACUCAGUGGUGGAUCCAUCCAGGUCCCACAAGGCAUGGCAUUUGCUCUACUGGCCAACCUUCCUGCUGUCAAUGGCCUCUACUCCUCCUUCUUCCCCCUCCUGACCUACUUCUUCCUGGGGGGGAUCCAUCAGAUGGUGCCAGGUACCUUUGCCGUUAUCAGCAUCCUGGUGGGUAACAUCUGUCUGCAGCUGGCCCCAGAGUCGAAAUUCCAAAUCUACAACAACAUCACCAACAAAAGCUAUGUGGACAUAGCAGCCAUGGAGGCUGAGAGGCUGCACGUGUCAGCAACCCUAGCAUGCCUAACUGCCAUCAUCCAGAUGGGCCUGGGCUUUGUGCAGUUUGGUUUCGUGGCCAUCUACCUCUCCGAGUCCUUCAUCCGGGGCUUCAUGACAGCCGCUGGCCUGCAGAUCUUGAUCUCGGUGCUCAAGUACAUCUUCGGACUAACUGUCCCCUCCUACACAGGUCCAGGGUCCAUCGUCUUUACUUUCAUUGAUAUUUGCAAAAACCUCCCCCACACCAACAUUGCCUCGCUGGUCUUCGCUCUCAUCAGUGGAGCCAUCCUGGUGCUGGUGAAGGAGCUUAACGCACGCUACAUGCAUCGGAUCCACUUCCCCAUCCCCACUGAGCUGAUCGUGGUGGUGGUGGCAACAGCUGUCUCAGGGGGCUGUAAGAUGCCCCAGAAAUACCACAUGCAGAUCGUAGGAGAGAUCCAGCAUGGGUUUCCCACUCCUGUGUUGCCUGUGGUUUCGCAGUGGCAGGACAUGAUUGGCACAGCCUUCUCCCUGGCCAUCGUGGGCUAUGUCAUUAACCUGGCGGUUGGCCGGACCCUGGCCAGCAAGCAUGGCUAUGACGUGGACUCCAACCAGGAGAUGAUUGCUCUGGGCUGCAGCAACUUCUUUGGCUCUUUCUUUAAAAUCCACGUCAUCUGCUGUGCUCUCUCUGUCACCCUAGCCGUGGAUGGAGCUGGAGGGAAGUCCCAGGUGGCAAGCCUGUGUGUGUCCCUGGUGGUGAUGAUCACCAUGCUGGUCCUGGGGUCCUAUCUGUACCCGCUCCCCAAGUCUGUGCUAGGAGCUCUGAUUGCAGUCAACCUAAAGAACUCCCUCAAACAGCUGGCUGACCCCUACUACCUGUGGAGGAAGAGCAAGCUGGACUGUUGCGUCUGGGUGGUGAGUUUCCUCUCCUCCUUCUUCCUGAGCCUGCCUUAUGGUGUGGCAGUGGGUGUCGCCUUCUCCGCUCUGGUUGUGGUCUUCCAGACUCAGUUUCGAAAUGGAUACGCCCUGGCCCAAGUCAUGGACACUGACAUUUAUGUGAACCCCAAAACCUACAACAGGGUUCGAGAAAUUGAAGGGAUUAAGAUUAUCACUUACUGCUCCCCCCUCUACUUUGCCAACUCGGAGAUCUUCAGGCAAAAGAUCAUUGCCAAGACAGGUGUGGACCCCCAGAAGGUCUUGCUGGCUAAGCAGAAGUACCUCAAGAAGCAAGAGAAGGGGAGGAGGAUGCCCACGCAGCAGAGGAAGUCCCUAUUCAUGAAAACCAAGACCAUCUCCCUGCAGGAGCUCCAGCAGGACUUUGAAAAUACCUCUCCCACGGACCCUAACAACAACCAGACGCCAUCCAAUGGUGCAAGUGUGUCCUACAUCACUCUCAGCCCUGAUAGCUCCUCUGCUGCUCACGGAGAGACACCGGCUGCUGCUGAGGCACCGGGUGAGCCCCUGGACCUGCUGGCCAGUGUACCACCUUUCAUCACCUUCCACACCCUCAUCCUGGAUAUGAGUGGAGUCAGCUUUGUGGACCUGAUGGGCAUCAAAGCCCUGGCCAAGCUGAGCACCACCUAUGGGAAGAUCGGGGUGAAGGUCUUCUUGGUGAACAUUCAUGCCCAGGUAUACAAUGACAUCAGCCAUGGAGGUGUCUUUGAAGAUGGGUGUGUAGAGCACAGUCACAUCUUUCCUAGUAUACACGAUGCAGUCCUCUUUGCCCAGGCAAAUGCCAGAGCCGUGGCUCCAGAACAUGACUUCCAAGAGGCUCCAGUGGACACUGAACUGUCCUUGUACGAUUCAGAGGAGGACAACCCCAGCUACUGGGACUUAGAGAAGGAGAUGUUCGGGAGCAUGUUCCAUGCAGAAACCCUCACUGCCCUGUGAAUUCCCAGGCCCCACACUGCCUCCUGAAUGCCAGGCUCCUGGGACUUCUGGAAGAAUAAGCCUGGGAUUGUAAGGAGUGGUGGGGAAAGGAGUGCGCCACCCCCAAGAUUCUCCUCCUUCUCUCUUGGCAUCACUAGAGCAAGCCAAUCCAGCAGCAGGGCAAGUCACCUCUUCCCCUGACCCUGACCCCUAGGAGCCCAAUCAGCUAAGCCCCUGCCCACUCUGCCACUCCCACCCUAUCCUGCCCAUGGCAGCUGAUGGGACCCCUGACUUCUGAACCCUGUGAGCCAAGGAAAGAGGGAAAGUAUGACUGCUGGCCUGAAAUACAAGCUUCAAGAGGGUUCUUGGGCCUGCAUGCCUUAAUGUCACAGGGUGUCACAGGGUGUCACAUUGUCACAGGACACAAGAACAAACUUGAUUAGGACUCUGUGACUUGUCCCUUCCCCACUUACCCACACUGUCCUGGCAGCUCUAUGCCCCACAAUCCUGUGUACCCUUCCUCCUCAUCUCAAGGCAGCUUGGACUUAUCCAGCCAUCAGAUUCUAACCUGGCAGGUGACAGAGUCCUCAAGGCCAUCAGAGCUAUCAGUGUACCAGCCUCCUAAAGCAUUUUUCACUAGCCUAUCCUUGGAGGCUGCUCCCUUCCAUUUGAAAACUGGGAAGGAAACCAAGGGCACAGGCAGAAUCCUCUGGCAACAUAGCAACAGGUACUAGUUAACCUGCACAAAAGCUUUUGGGAUCCUUUUUUUGUACUUGGACCUCCUAUGGGGGAGAGGGUGCUAAGUGCCAACCCAAGGUGAUCCAGGGAACUCUGGUCCCUGAGAGCACCCCCACCCUGACCUCAAAGCCCAUCUGGAAAAUACCUUCCCCACUCAGGAAAUCUUUCAUGUCCUUCUUCAUGUGCAAAGAAUCAAUGACAUGAUUCUCCUUUUUUGGCCUGUGGCACCAGGCCUUCAGGCAAAGGAGGAAGUCCCCAUGUGACCCUUUAUGCAGACCAUGGAGAAGGGUUGAGAUGAGUGGUUCUUCCUGUCCAGGAGUGCCUCCAUAAACUCAGGACAUGAGGCCACCUUCUUCUGGGGAAAGUAAGAAGAGGGGCUGUGUCCUCAACUAGAUAAGGAAGUAGCUAGACCCCUCCCCCCCACUGCUGACUUGAAAACCUUUCCCAUUUGCAAGUGUUUUGGGGGAAAAAAUCUGAGAAAAUGCACAAGACACCUGCUGGUCUCUCCCCACUGCUUCUACCAAGCUCCUUCAACUUCAGGAACCCUGCCAAAUAGGCUGGGCUGGCCCUGCCUCCAACUCCUGACAUCUACCUGAUCCAUGCUGUGUGUCUAUCUGAGCACUGAGUGGGCUGGUCCACUAGCAAGUCCUCCUAGAGUUAAAGGAAGAGGCUGCUGGUGAAAAGCCAGCAGAUUCUUGGCCUCCAAGUGUUGCUUCUCUGUGAAUCUAUUAUGCCACCUAACCACCAAUGGAACUCAAAACUUGGAAGGCAGAAGACAAUGUUAUCUGGGAUUCACUGCGUGCAUUACCAGAGUGCCAAAUUCCAGAAGGAUGAGAGCCUUCACCAAUGACAACUCGCCCUCCCAGAAUCCACCUCUUUCCAAAUCCAGCUCAGGCUGGAGAGGUGGGGGAAGGUCAGAGAGCCUUAGGAUAUUGCAAGUCAGAGUCCCCUCUGAUCCAAGUAUCUGGAUCCUGAGGACUUGAAAAGACUACUAAGUGCCACCACACCCAGAUUUGCCAGGGAUUUGGUGGCAUGGUGGGUGUGGCUUUAGGAAGACCCCUCCGUGGUGUACAAGGGAGCAGGUGAGAUUGGACACAAUGGGGGUGAGAUUAGACAUAUGGAGGGAAGAGAAAGACAUUGAACUUCACUGUUGGAAUAUUUUGGAAAGAACACAGACUUGCACAGACGGCUCUCAGGGCAAGAAUGAGAGUAAGGUAGAGGAAGAAUCCAGAAUUUCAAUACUUUUUGAAUGUUCUUAGUGAUAAUGACAUGUGGUGAUGUAGUCCUCAGGACAGACUGGGACUCUUGAGAUAUUUGUGUAACUUAUUUAAUUUAAACACUGUUCUCCUUUUGUUUUGUUAAUAAAGUAGUUUUUGCAAUGUGGACAAA